This is a messenger RNA of Coprinopsis cinerea okayama7#130, 204 nucleotides long. RefSeq lists its product as hypothetical. The transcript has 3 exons. NCBI's taxonomy places the organism in Eukaryota, Fungi, Basidiomycota, Agaricomycetes, Agaricales, Psathyrellaceae. The coding region runs from base 1 to 204 and encodes 67 amino acids. The record is from RefSeq and is a predicted model, not a curated record.
AUGAAGUUCAACUUGUUAGCCACCACCGUCGCCGCUUUCUUCGCCAUCACUGCGAUGGCUGCUCCUGUUGAGGAUGCCAGUGCUUUGGAGGGCCUCCUGGCUAGAGAACCGAGCCCACAGGCCGCAGCUUUGUUCUGCAUCGCCAGCUGCCGAACCCGUGGUCUUUGCUGCAACACUAGCAACCUUCAAUGCCGGGGCUGCUAA